Molecule: messenger RNA, 2511 nt
Organism: Fulvia fulva
Lineage: Eukaryota; Fungi; Ascomycota; Dothideomycetes; Mycosphaerellales; Mycosphaerellaceae
Product: pH-response regulator protein palA/RIM20
Exons: 1
Coding region: 1-2511 (836 amino acids)
Cellular component (GO): endosome
Molecular function (GO): protein binding
Source: RefSeq, a predicted model, not a curated record
AUGCAGAGCGGCAACAUACUACAGAUCCCCUUCCGCCGCACGGGAGCACUGACAUUGUCUGCCGCGAUACGCAACUACAUCUCCAACAAAUACGACCAGCAUCCAGACACUUUCUCCCGCGAUCUCGAACUUAUAGACCAACUUCGCAAAGAUGCCGUCAACGCUCUCGAGCCUCACAGCAGUGCGAUCAAGAAGAUCCAGCAGUACGCUGCCCAGCUGGUGUGGAUGGGCGGGAAGUUCCCAGUGGACAUAGGCGCAGACUUCACGUGGUAUCCGUCGCUGGGCUACCACACGAACCAUGCCCAUACCGAAAACAACAUCCGCUUCGAGCUGGCGAACGUCCUCUUCAAUCUGGCGGCCAUGUACUCCCAGCUGGCUCUAGCCUCGAACAGAUCUACUGGCGAUGGACUCAAGAGCGCAGCGAAUAACUUUUGCUUCGCGGCUGGAGUGUUCCAUCAUCUCAAGGACAAUGUCAUACCUGAUCUGAGGAGCAGUCCUCCCGAGGACAUGGACUCUGCGACACUGGAGGCACUAGGACACUUGAUGCUCGCUCAGGCGCAGGAGUGCUUUUGGCAGAAAGCAGUGAAGGAUGGCAUGAAAGAUGCGACGAUCGCGAAGUUGGCUGCGAAAGUCAGCGAUCUCUAUGACGAUGCGAACGAGUGGAGCAUGAAGAGCGACAGUAUACGGAGCGAGUGGAUACACCAUAUGAACGCGAAGCAUCACCACUUUGCUGCAGCUGCACAAUUUCGCGCUUCAUGCGACGCGCUGGAAAAGAGGAAAUAUGGUGAAGAGCUGGCGCGGUUGAGAGACAGUCUGAACUGUGUGAAUCUGGCUUUGAAAGAGUCGACAUAUGUCAACCAGGCUGUCAAGGGAGAUCUCAAUGGCUUGAAGAACAAAGUCGCUGAGGAUCUGAAGAAGGCGGAGAAAGACAACGACACGAUAUAUCUGCAGCUGGAACCAUCGAAGGCGGAGCUACAACCACUGGAUCGCGCGAGUAUGGUGGUAGCGAGAGUCCCGCCGGAGGUCGAGAAGAGCCAGGAAAUGUUGGGAGAUCACGCACCGCUGGGGAAGCCACUUUUUGCGAAACUUGUGCCGUAUAGCGUACAUGUCGCUGCAUCGAUCUAUGCCGACAGGAGAGAUCGUCUGGUCAACAACACCGUCAUCGCCGAGCUUGAGUCCAUGACACAGCGGAUACACGAGUUGCUCUCGAGCCUCAAUCUUCCCGGGUCGUUGCAAGCAUUGGAGAAGCCACUGGGACUACCGCCUGGACUUGCGAGUCAUGCUGAGGAAGUGCGUCAAUCUAAUGGUGUGCAUCGGCUUCACGCAACUAUCGCGGACACCGAAAAGCUGAAGGCAAACAAUCGAGUGCUUUACCAGGAAGGUAUUGAUCUUCUACGCACCGAAGCUGGCGAAGAUGAAGCCUCGAGGAGGAAGUACGGCACGGAGCGAUGGACCCGACCAGCUGGGAGAGAUGUGGUACCGAAGCUGUACCAGCAAGUCAACGACAUCGAGGGCUACCUGAAGCAAGCAGACGCAAGCGAUCAGAUGGUCCAGACAAAGCUCCGCGAGAACGAGAGUCUCAUUAGACUGCUUGGUGGUUCAGAUCGGGACCUAGAAGACUACGUGCCCAGCAGCAGACGAGCGACCAUGACCGCCAAGGUUGAACGAGAAGCCAAUGCGCUACGUGCCAGUCUAAACGAAGUCAACCGCCUGGAAAGCAGACGACGGAAGAAGGUGGAGGCAUUGCGGACGAAGGCCAAGGAGGACGAUGUCAAUCCCGAUCUACUGAAAGAAGCCGCACGCCUCGAACGAGAAUUCCCGAUGCAACCUGUGCAAGCGUCACAGUUCGAGACGCUAUUUGACAGACGGCUGACAAAGUACGAUCCUGAUCAGAACGACUUGAAGAAGGAAGAGAAGGAACAGCAGACCCUGCUCGACCGCGUCACCCAAGCGAACACAUCAUUUCAAUCUGCGAAGAAGGGCGACACAUCCUCACGCGAGCGCGAAGAAGCCCUUCAAAAUCUCGAGAACGCAUACACGGCAUACAAGGAUAUCCUCAAAAACCUCGAAACAGGCCGAAAAUUCUACAACGACCUCGCCGCCAUCACAACACGAUUCCGCGACGAAUGCCGCAACUUCGUCUACACCCGCCGCACUGAGGCGCAACACUUGGAACAAGAUGUAUCGACCAUGAUGCAGAACCUCGACUUCCAGGAGCGGAAUCAGAAAGUCCUAAUGGAGAGGCGAGAGCAAGAUCGUGCUGCGUCUAGACGAGGGAGUGUCCAGCCUGUGAGUGAGAUCAAUCCUAUACCAGCGCCGAUGCCGCAGAGGGUUAACCAGGCGCCGCCGCCGGUUGCGAAUGUACAGACGCCGGAUGUGACGACGUGGCAGGAGGGUAUGCCGAUUGUGUUUGGUGGAGGCGGAGGCGGAGGCGCACAGCAGCAGAAGGGGAAGGGAAAGGCGGCUGGUGGGACGUGGGAUCCGAGUAUGGGGGUGCAGUUUGGGAGGUAG